Dermatophagoides pteronyssinus (European house dust mite) is the source of this 2451-nucleotide messenger RNA. RefSeq lists its product as uncharacterized. The record is from RefSeq and is a predicted model, not a curated record. Lineage: Eukaryota; Metazoa; Arthropoda; Arachnida; Sarcoptiformes; Pyroglyphidae. Gene Ontology annotation, biological process: intrinsic apoptotic signaling pathway in response to endoplasmic reticulum stress.
CCAAUCCUCAAAAUCGACAACAACAACAUCAUCAUAUUGUGAUUGUUCAUCAAAUGAAAUUCAGCCCAUAACGUAUCGAGUUUGUUUAAAUUGCCAUAAGCCAUUGAGUUAUUUUAAUGAUGAUAGUAUAGCGGACAAAGAAUGCUCUAAUUUGUUACAUGGUACAUCAUCAAUACCUUUGAUCAGUAUUGAUAAUCAUUUGUCAACUGAUAGAAGAGUAUAUCAAUUAGCAAGCCAACGACCAACCAAUAAUGUUGCCUAUAGGCCGAUCAUCAAUGAAAACACUAUAGAUGCUAUUACAUUAGAUUUGAUAGGACCAUCAUCUGACGAAUCGUUGUUCCAAGAUUCAUCAACAUUUCUCAUGAUGACAAACGACGAAGAUGAUGAUAUGGAUCGGCCACAAUUCUGUCACAAAUGUAACAUUUGGUAUGGUAGCUUAGAUCCAAGCUAUCCGAUAACAUGCCAUUGUCCUGAAAUGAUCAAAUCAAAUGCCAUGAACAUGAAUGAUAGUGGAUCGAUAUACUCCGUACAUAUGCGUAAAGAUUUCAGAUAUUAUUUUCAACAUCCAUAUUCUCGCUUAUUUGUUGCCUAUUUUGUCAUCUUUUGCAAUUUUCUUAUCUUUGCUGAGGAUCCAUUGAGUCAUUCAUUAAUGGAAUGUUCCAUACCCGUGUUAGGAAAUGUAAUAUCAUUAUUGUUUACCAAAUAUCCACCCGAAUUCGAGUGGCGAUUCAUCAAAGCAUCUAUGUCCAUUUCAGCUAUUAUACUUGGUUUAUUUAUCGGUAAAUUCUUCCUACAUCAUAUAGUUUUGCGGCGAAUACUUCGACUAAAGAUGUUUCGUGAAGAAAGUGGAACAUGGAUGAUAAUGUUAAUUUCAUCUGUGUUAUCAUGUUAUUUUGCUUCACAAAUAUACAAUGCAUUGUUAUUGAUGUUUCAUCCGGCUUUUCAUAGUUAUUUGAUAACAUCGAAAAUGGGUAUCACAUAUGCAUUGUUCAUGAAAAUAGCUGCAUGUGGAACAUGGUGUGGUGAUUUUUUCACUGCCUGGAUGAUCACCGAUAUGAUGUUACAAGAUAACCUAUAUCCUAAAUGGGCUAUUGGUCUUCGGGAAUUUUGGUAUAAACAUGCUAACAUUCGUAUUCUGGUAUUCUGGUCAGGAUCGCUAGUCAUUGCAGCUUCAGUCAUAACAAUCAUUUUGACUGAAGUUAUCUGUUGGGAUUGUAUAACUUAUGGCCUAUUCUCAACAACAGAAUUUUCUCGUGCAUUUCUCGCUUCGGCUAUUUUAGUCAUGGAUCUGCUUAUUGUUAUGCAAGAUUGGGAUUUUCCUCAUUUUGUCUGUGAUCUCAAUAUAAAACUACCCGGUCUUCUACAGCCUUCAUAUACAUUAAAUUUUUUUCGUAAAUCACUCAAAUUUCCACCCGUUGAAAUUAAAAUCACUGGCAAAUGGUUCAACUAUGGAAUCAUCGUAUUUGUAAUGAUGUUAGACUUGAACAUGUGGAAAAAUCAAGUUAUUUAUUAUCCAUCCAAUUACGGUCAAUAUGUAGAAACUAUUACAAAUCGUGUAUGUAGCAUUACUGAUCAAAAAUCAAUCGAUAUUUUACAUCGAGGAGAUGGUCUAAUUGAUUGGUCUUAUGAAAAUCGCAGUCGAAUGAUCGAUCCACAAACAAAUCGUACUUAUAUUCAAGAAGACCUAAUAAUAUAUGCACGUUAUUUUGGAUAUCCAUGGGUCUAUAAAAUGGCCAGCUUGAUCCCAAUUCUAGCCGGAUUUGCAUUUUUCUUAUUUCUCGUUUAUUUUUACGGUCGUUUUCCACCAAAAACUGAUGCAUCAUUGGGUGGUAGAUUGCCCAAACGAAGAUCUUAUCGCUCAAGUUGGCGUCGUGAACGUCGUGAUAAUCGUCUUAGAAUCAAUCAUCGCAAACGGCAUAUUUCUUGGCCAGGCCUCAAUACAGUAUUUGAAAAGUAUCAAAAUCGUUAUGAUUUAUCAUUACCAAACAAAAUGCCGAAUGAUGUCGACAUUGAUGCGAAAAUAUCAUCAGCUAAUUAUCAAGAUAAAUUAUUCGAACAAAAUGAGCAUAACCACAUAAUCACCGAUACAAAAAUCGACAAUAUUUCGAAUUCGAAUGCUCAAAAAACAUCAUUAAAUUCAGAUAAUAAUUGUAAUUCAAAAUCAAAUCUACCACUGAAUCCAUUAAUUAACAUAUUGACUCCUAUAUCAUCUCGUUUCAUAUUAUCAUUACCAUCGAAUCCAUUGAAAAUUUGUGCAUUUAUAAUGCCCAUAACUACUAACGGAAAAGUCAAUAAUAAAGUAGAUGAAGACAUUGAUCUGAAUCCGGUCAAUACUGUUGAAAAUACGCACCAAUCAUCUCAGCCAACAACUAUUUAAUUUACCACAACAACCUUUCCCAUUUUAAAGUUUUUAACAUUUUUUAAAAAAUAAUUUUUUCCUGUUAUAAAUCU